AUGAGCGCCAUCCUCUCCGCAGACGAUCUCAACGACUUCAUUUCCCCAGGCGUUGCAUGUAUUAAGCCGGUCGAAACUCUCCCGGCAGCAGAGCCUGCGGUUCCCACUGAUAACCAGGAAGAUGCAUACGAAGUAUCCUUUAACACUGAACCACCACCACCACAAGCUGAUCUUCCACCCGCCCAAAUAUCCCUAACAGACUGCCUUGCAUGUUCCGGCUGCGUUACAUCCGCCGAAGCUGUGCUCGUCUCUCUACAAUCACAUGCCGAAGUACUCUCCGAACUGGAUUCCGGGCCAGGACUGCGCUUAUCUGCCGAUGGGACUAGAGUUGAGAAUCUGGAUACAGGCGGGAAAUUAUACGUUGCGAGCGUCAGCCCACAGUCGCGUGCAAGUAUUGCUGCUGCGUAUGGGGUGACGGAGAAAGAGGCUGGGUAUAUGAUCGACCAGUUACUCAGCGGACCGAGAGGACUGAAGAGCCGUGCUGUUUAUAGAAAUGGGUUUCAAUGGGUGGUGGAUACGAAUAUAACAAGGGAGGCAUGUUUAGUACUUGGGACGGAGGAGGUAAUGGCCUCACUGACGGCUGCCUCCGGGAAUGUGGAUGAUCUUGAGAACGGGGAUGCAAAGAAACAACCCACAAAACCGAUAUUGACGUCUUCAUGUCCCGGGUGGAUAUGUUACGCCGAGAAGACACACCCUCACAUUUUACCACACCUAUCACGAUUAAAAUCACCACAGGCAUUGAUGGGAACAUUGCUGAAGACGGCUCUCAGUCGGAAACUUGGCAUUUCCCCAGAUAGAAUAUGGCAUGUAGCUAUCAUGCCAUGUUUUGACAAGAAGUUGGAGGCCAGUCGUGAAGAGCUCACGGAUGCUGUGUGGGAAGGCACGGGCACUCGUGGCGUUCGAGAUGUCGACUGUGUCAUCACCAGCAAGGAGCUACUUAUGCUGGCAGAUUCCAGACGAGUCGACUUUGCCAAACUUCCUCGUACACCUAUUCCUCGGCGAAUACCAUUCCUGGAUCCAAAGCUGGAUUCAUUUCUCUUCCCUACCCGGCGGGCCACAAAUGGCAACUCAGCCGCUGGUACUUCAGGGGGUAACCUCCACUACAUCCUCCAGUAUUUUGCAUCCCAGCAUGAAGGUGCUUCGAUCCAAACAACGCGUGGACGAAAUGCGGAUGUACUGGAUUGUUCAGUUACAUCGGCAGACGGCGAAACUCUUUUCAAGGCUGCAAGAUACUAUGGGUUCCGGAAUAUCCAGAAUCUUGUUCGGCGGCUGAAACCCGUCAGACCAUCCCGAAUGCCGGGUGGCAAGCCAAUUGGCAGCGCCAGGAAAGGAGGAGCCAAGGCUAAUGGCCCAGACUAUGCCUACGUCGAGGUCAUGGCGUGCCCGGGCGGGUGUACGAAUGGUGGUGGGCAGAUAAAAGUUGACGACCCAGUGAUUACUGGGGUUGAGACUUCAGAGGUCAACCCUGGACCUCCAGAGCAGAAGCAGUGGUUGGCCAAAGUAGAUGAGGCGUAUUUCUCCGGUGAGGACGUUUUUGGUGAGGACAUUACCAUGGAGGAUCGGCAUGAUAUGGUAGACGGAAUUUCUCCUUCGUAUAUUAAAGAUACCCUGGCGUAUUGGGCGGCCACGACAGGCAUAGGUUUGGAUAGAUUGGCGUACACGAGUUACCGCGAGGUAAUUAGCGACGUUGGAAAGAAUGUUGGCGAUGCCGAGAGGGUGAUUGAGAUCGCUGGGAAGAUUGGUGGCGGAUGGUGA
Venustampulla echinocandica is the source of this 1755-nucleotide messenger RNA. RefSeq names its product putative Cytosolic Fe-S cluster assembly factor NAR1. Gene Ontology annotation, cellular component: cytosolic [4Fe-4S] assembly targeting complex. Lineage: Eukaryota; Fungi; Ascomycota; Leotiomycetes; Helotiales; Pleuroascaceae. The record is from RefSeq and is a predicted model, not a curated record. Gene Ontology annotation, molecular function: 4 iron, 4 sulfur cluster binding. The transcript has 2 exons. Gene Ontology annotation, biological process: iron-sulfur cluster assembly. Bases 1 to 1755 code for a protein of 584 amino acids.